Epithele typhae is the source of this 1794-nucleotide messenger RNA. RefSeq names its product phospholipase D/nuclease. The transcript has 11 exons. Gene Ontology annotation, biological process: single strand break repair; double-strand break repair. NCBI's taxonomy places the organism in Eukaryota, Fungi, Basidiomycota, Agaricomycetes, Polyporales, Epitheliaceae. Gene Ontology annotation, molecular function: single-stranded DNA binding; double-stranded DNA binding; 3'-tyrosyl-DNA phosphodiesterase activity. Gene Ontology annotation, cellular component: nucleus. The record is from RefSeq and is a predicted model, not a curated record. The coding region runs from base 1 to 1794 and encodes 597 amino acids.
AUGUACGAAUAUUUGGGACAUCUAUACGUUCUUCCAUCAGUUUCCCCCGACCCAGCGAUUGAGUCCGAAGAGCAUUCCACCCAGCCUCCCCCGCCACGACCGCUCGUGGGUGGGAUAUCACCCGAAGAACGUCGGCAGAUGGAGGCAGAGCGGCUCGCGCGUCUCAAACGCACACGUCCGGACCUGCACAAGGAGGCAAGCACGAUCGAUCUCGUGGACUCGGACAACGAGGAGUAUCAGGAGGACGAGGACGACGGGGGACAGCAGAAGCAGGCGAAAAGGCAGCGCAUCUCUCGUUUACCCUCUCGCGCGCCACCGCGUCGUGCCGACCACCGUCCUUCUGCUUCGUACAGUGCUGCCGCCGGUGCAUCUGCGCCGUCGAGGGCCGGGCCAAGCACUUCUACGGGAAGAGCCAGGAUGGGUGUGGCGGGAGCGGGGGCGGGGGCGUCGUCUUCAGGACAAAGGCGGUUCUGGGAUGGCGAGCUGCGACAGACGGGGAACAUGCACGUCGAUCCGCGCAAAGAUACUCGGUCAGACUUCAGGUUGUCGGAUAUCAUCUCGCCAAAGGAAGAAAUCGAGUUUGCGAUUGUGUCGGCGUACGUUUGGGACUUCUCCUGGGUGUACCAAAUGUUUGCGAGGAGCACACCGGUGAUUGCGGUUGAUCACAGCCAGACUGGAGAGGCAUCUAUCAAGUCCAUCCUACCAAACUGGAUAAGGACGACACCGUUCUUGCGUGGCGGACGCGGAUGUAUGCAUAUGAAGCUAUUCUUCAGAGAUCGACUGCGGAUCAUGAUCUCAACCGCGAACUUGAUCCAAUAUGACUGGCGAGAUAUCGAGAACGUAUGUGAUAUUCGUUCGUUUGACCCUCAACACCGCCGCGAUCCCAAUGCUGCCGAAGACUUUGCAUCAGCCAUGGUCCGUGUGUUACAUGGAGUGAACGUCGCGCCUGCGUUGGUCAACCUACUCCGGAACGACCAUCCGAACCUUCCUCUUCAGAGAUUAGAAGAGCUCCGCACGCACUGGGAUUUUUCGAAAGUCAAGGUUGCGCUCAUCGCGUCCAUCGCUGGGAAGCACGAGGGAUGGCCAAAUGUCAUCCAACAAGGCCACACGGGCCUCAUGAAGUCCGUCAUGGACAAGGGCGUUAAAACGCCCGCGAACAAAGAGCUCAUGCUCGAGUGCCAGGGUUCCUCGAUCGGCCAAUACACGACCCAGUGGCUGAACGAGUUCCACACAUCCGCGUGCGGCGUCUCCGCGCAGACGUGGCUGGACGGCCCGAAGGCGCGGCGCGCGAAGCUGCCGCUCCCGCCGGUGAAGAUCAUGUUCCCCACGGGCCGGUACGUGCGCGAGAGCGUGCUGGGCGAGGCGGGGGGCGGGACGAUGUUCUGUCGGCGGCAGCAGUGGGAGGCGGCCAACUUCCCGCGGCAGCUGUUCCACGAAACGCGGAGCCGGCGAGGGAAGGUGCUCAUGCAUUCCAAGAUGGUCCUUGGUACGUUCCGCGACAAACGAGGGACGCUCGACGCCGCCCCCGCAGGCAGCGACGGCGAGGACAAGCCCGUGGGCUGGCUGUACAUGGGCUCGCACAACUUCACACCGUCCGCGUGGGGUACGCUCUCGGGCUCGGCCUUCAACCCGACGCUGAACAUCACGAACUACGAGCUCGGGAUCCUCAUGCCGCUCCAGAACGAGGCGGAGGUUGACAGGUUGACAUGCUGGGAGCGCCCGCCGAAGAAGUACGUGGCGGGGCAGGACGAGCCGUGGGUGCGUUGUCGAACGUCUGCUCUAGGCUGUCCUUGA